This is a messenger RNA of Kazachstania africana CBS 2517, 1599 nucleotides long. RefSeq names its product histidine--tRNA ligase (gene HTS1). Gene Ontology annotation, molecular function: ATP binding; histidine-tRNA ligase activity. Gene Ontology annotation, biological process: histidyl-tRNA aminoacylation; mitochondrial translation. Lineage: Eukaryota; Fungi; Ascomycota; Saccharomycetes; Saccharomycetales; Saccharomycetaceae. The transcript has a single exon. Bases 1 to 1599 code for a protein of 532 amino acids. Gene Ontology annotation, cellular component: cytoplasm; mitochondrion. The record is from RefSeq and is a predicted model, not a curated record.
AUGCUCAAUCGAGUCUUAGGCGUAAUUACAAGAGCAAGCAAACGUUUCAUACUCAUGUCACAAGAAGUGCCUGUACCACAAGCCGUUAAGGCCCCAAAGAAAUCCAAAUUGCAAGUCUCCUUAAAGACUCCAAAAGGUACCAAAGAUUGGGCUGAUACCGAUAUGGUUAUCAGAGAAGCCAUUUUCUCCACUUUAUCCGGUUUAUUCAAACGUCACGGUGCCGUUACUAUUGAUACCCCGGUCUUCGAAUUACGUGAUAUCUUAGCGGGUAAAUAUGGUGAAGAUUCAAAAUUGAUCUACAACUUAGAAGAUCAAGGUGGUGAACUUACUUCAUUACGUUACGAUUUAACUGUCCCAUUCGCAAGAUUCGUGGCAAUGAACAAUAUUCAAAAUAUUAAGAGGUACCACAUCGCAAAGGUUUACAGAAGAGAUCAACCAGCUAUGACUAAAGGUAGAAUGAGAGAAUUUUAUCAAUGUGAUUUCGAUAUUGCAGGUACUUAUGAAAGUAUGGUCCCAGAUGCUGAAGUCCUAGCAAUUUUAGUCGAAGGUUUGACCAAAUUAGGCAUUCAAGACUUCAAAAUCAAAUUAAAUCACAGAAAAAUCUUAGAUGGUAUUUUUAAAAUAUCUGGUGUUAAAGAUGAAGACGUUAGAAAAAUUUCAUCCGCAGUUGACAAAUUGGAUAAAUCACCAUGGGAAGCAGUUAAGAAGGAAAUAACCGAGGAAAAAGGUCAAACCGAAGAAACUGCAGAUAAGAUUGGGGAAUACGUUAAAUUGAAUGGUUCAUUGAAAGAAGUUCAUGAACUUUUAUCUAAGGAUGAAGCUAUUACUUCUAAUGAACUAGCAAAGGAAGGUUUAGAUGAAAUUGCUACUUUGAUCAAAUAUGCUGAAGCUUUUGCCAUUGAAGAUUUCAUUUCUUUCGAUUUAUCCUUAGCUAGAGGUUUAGAUUAUUAUACUGGUUUAAUCUAUGAAGCUGUCACUGAAGCUUCUGCUCCACCAGAAAAUGCGACCGAUUUGAAGAAGAAAUCUAAGAACAGCGAAGAUGCUUCAGAAUACGUUGGCGUCGGUUCCAUUGCUGCCGGUGGUCGUUACGAUAACUUAGUUAACAUGUUUGCCCAGGCAUCUGGUAAAAAAUCCGCUCAAAUUCCAUGUAUCGGUAUCUCUUUUGGUGUCGAAAGAAUUUUCUCUUUAAUCAAACAAAGAAUAAAUGCAUCUUCCAACAUUAAGCCAACUAGCACACAAGUCUUCGUUAUGGCCUUUGGUGGUGGUAAAGACUGGAAUGGUUACUUACCAGAAAGAAUGAAGGUUACCAAACAACUAUGGGAUGCUGGUAUUGAAACCGAAUACGUUUAUAAGGCUAAGGCUAACCCAAGAAAGCAAUUUGAAGCUGCAGAAAAGUGUGGUGCUUCAGUAGCCGUCAUUUUAGGAAAAGAAGAGUACCUAGAAAACAAAUUACGUGUCAAGAGAUUGGGUCCAGAAUUUGCUGAUGAUGAUGGUGAACUUGUUGAUGCUGCUGACUUUGUCAGUGUUGUAAAACAAAAAUUAUCUGAAGUUCAUGAAGACGGAGUUAAUGAAGUUACUCGUUUAAUUAGAGGUUUGUAA